UGCUAAACGAAACAGUUCGGCAGAGCGCGUUCUUUUGGGCACCCUAAGUAUUGUCGAUAAAACCAUGGCUCCACUUGUGAGCCUCGGAGCGAUUCUUUUCUCAAGCGCCGCUUUGGGGGCAAACGGCCUGAGAGUUCAGGUGUCAAGCACCGCACUCAGCGAACAGACUCUGCUCCCGAUCUCAGGGUUGUCAAACCUCCCCAUUCCGGGCAUAUCGGAUCUGCCCCUCACCCGAUUCAAUCCUCUGGUGUGGCUUACAAACAUCAUUUUCCCAAAGGAAGCGCCUCGCUUCUUCCGGACGUACUUCACUGCUAAAGGCUGCCCGACAUGGUACGUUGACCCAAACAGACCGCCUACCUUGUUCGAUGAGGAUUUCGUCGUGACAAACGGCUGGUCCUAUGAUCCAGCAUCCGGCACAGUCGACUACCACGGUUUCCAGGAAAUGGUCGAGCCAGCGCACCCGUUCCCCUUUGUGUUUUUGCCACAAAGAGCCUCAUCCCGAGCAGCCCUGAUUAAGCGGAAUUAUCUUUGCCAAAAUUCGAGGAUCCAAACAGAAGUUUUGCUUGGUAGUGCCCACGAAGCGGGCGUAAUCUUCAGAGGAAUAGGCGAGCGAAACUUUUGGACAGUUCUAUUGACUGCCGGGAACGGCCUCCAACUCGUGCGGGUGAAAGACGGAGAGAGACUUGUGCUAGCAAGCAUUCCCUACAUGAACGUCAUGUCUGGCCAGUGGUACUCUGUUGCCAUCGAGGAGCAACUCGGUGACAUAAGAAUGACAGGAGGUGUGGCCGGACAGAAACAGCAAUCGAUCAUGUACCAAGCAGAGUCGGACGAAGAGUUUUCUCCCCGUGGGCGCGAGAAUGACUUCUUGCUGAUGCUCCAGCGGACGUCAACUGGUACUUCUCCUUUCAAUGCGUACGUGAACCGUGAUAGGGCUACUACAGACGGUCAUAGGCAGGGCACUGGCAACCCUCAAGGGAUUUCGAGGCAGCUCGAGGUGUCGCAGCACUUAACAGGAACACUAGGCCAAGACGCCGCUAUCAUAAAAGAGCUUCCUGAAGAUGUAAAGAACUGGUGCCCCGAAGGAGCCCGGUGCGCCGGUGGACCAUUCGAGGACUGAACGUGCACGCUGACGCGGCCAUUCGAUAAAUGCGUAGCCACAUCUGGAGAUAUAGUCGACGUGUGAAUUCCUGUGUCGUCAAUAGAUUGAUUGAAUCUUCCCGUCGUGACUUCCCGAUGUGCGCAGUGUCACUUUUUGAGAAACUAUGAAUAUGGCCUCGGGAUAAAAGAGGCCUGCAGCGACCCGCAACGAUCGUUACAAAAUCUGAAUAAACAAUUUGCUCAGGAUGUCAUCUUCAUCCCAUCCACGUAACUCUACGUCGGGAGAACUCCUCCUCGUCGCUUCCCGUGCUGUUCCUGCAUUCGCUCCUAAGAAAAUGUCGUCUAGACGUCUCGCCUUAAGAAUGGUGGGCUGUUCACAUUGUGUGCAAGGAGGCUCGAGGUCUGUGCUCGGUUUGCGCGCAACAGUUGCUGUAGAGAGGAGUUUUUCUACGGCUAGUGCAUGAUUACGCACGGAUGGAGACGUCGGCGUGGUCAGUUCUACAUUAGAUGAUUCUUCGUCAUCACUCUGCGGUAAUUGCCGACUACCCGUGGCUGUCAAGCAUUCUGGGACAGAUGUUUCGUCUGUCGUGGAGCUUCUCUCGUUGCCACCUGACGACAGGGAUGAGAGUUUCUGGAACUAGGGGAGGAAGUCAUUUGUAGGCUACUACAUCAACCGAAUAGCAGCGAUUCAACAAUGGUACGGUAUUCUCUUUACACAGGGAGCGCAUAUCGAACGGUCUGCAACAAAGCAGACACACAUGACCUGUGCUUCUGGUUCGUUUAACACGUGAGGUCUCUGCUUUAACUUGAAAAG
This is a messenger RNA of Toxoplasma gondii ME49, 1912 nucleotides long. RefSeq lists its product as hypothetical. Lineage: Eukaryota; Apicomplexa; Conoidasida; Eucoccidiorida; Sarcocystidae. Bases 65 to 1117 code for a protein of 350 amino acids. The transcript is spliced from 6 exons. The record is from RefSeq and is a predicted model, not a curated record.